CAGAUUACAGAAGAAAAGUGUAAACAUCCUUAGAGGGGGGAUAGCCUACGGUGUUGUUUUAUUCAACGUUUGUUUAUAUACUGUUUAUCCGUGGAUGACAGACAUUUUCCCAAUAAUCGGACUGAGUGUAUUAUAGUAUUUUUUUUUUCGUAGAGAACGUUUAAAAAAAAAAAAUCUGAAUACAACACUACCACACGUAUUCUGGAGCAACCAAGCAUGAUCGCUGAUGGUUUAUGAGCGAGACGCUCCUUUUUUCGUUAAAAGUUGUUGCAUCUAUUUUUGGCUACUUCACUAUGGCCACUCUGACGAGACAGGACCUUAAUUUUGGGCAGGUUGUUGCUGACAUUCUGUGUGAGUUUUUGGAAGUGGCCAUUCACCUCAUUCUCUAUGUCAGAGAUGUUUAUCCAUCUGGUAUCUUUCAGAAAAGGAAGAAAUACAACGUACCUGUGCAGAUGUCAUGCCAUCCAGAUUUAAAUCAGUACAUUCAAGACACGCUGCAUUGUGUCAAGCCACUGAUAGAGAAGAAUGAGGCUGAGAAGGUUGUAGUGGUGAUCAUGGAUAAAGAGCACCGUCCAGUGGAGAGAUUUGUAUUUGAGAUCUCACAGCCUCCACUGCUGUCCAUCAGCUCAGAGACUCUGCUGUCUCAUGUGGAGCAGCUACUGAGAGCGAUUAUCCUAAAGAUCAGUGUGUGUGAUGCUGUUCUAGACAACAAUCCUCCAGGAUGCACAUUCACAGUGCUUGUUCACACCAGGGAAGCUGCCACAAGAAACAUGGAGAAAGUUCAGGUCAUCAAGGAUUUUCCAUGGAUUGUAGCAGAUGAGCAGGAAGUUCACAUGGAAGAGGCAAAACUCAUUCCUCUAAAAACAAUGACUUCUGAUAUUCUCAAGAUGCAGCUCUAUGUAGAAGAAAAAACACAGAAAACUUGAUGCUCUGCAAGUGGAUCACGUGAAAGCAGCUGGAGGGGUGUAACACAGGAAACAGGAACCGAUUUUUUUUUUUUAAGUGAAAACAGACUUGUUUAUGCGGUUUGGUAACAUGAAGUAUAUUGAGCUGGACUGUGCAUCUUGUUAAGUAAGCAGAAUUAAUGUUUAUCAGAAUGUCUUGUGCCUCUAUUUCAUUUUUAGCACUUGGUUGCUUAAGAUCUGUCAUUGUGCUGAAACUGUGUUUAAUUUUUUUAAACAGUUUUGUAAUCUUUCACUGCCUCUGCUUACCUCUGUCAUGACACCAGAUGCUUGUUCACAAAGUGUUUACAGUGUGGUUGGGAGCACACAAAGUUUAAAAGAUUAAUGUUUUGAAACUGCUUUUACAUUAGAUUAAAUUUAUGAUCGUUUGUCUCUAA
Sinocyclocheilus grahami is the source of this 1339-nucleotide messenger RNA. Its product is annotated as mitotic spindle assembly checkpoint protein MAD2B. Gene Ontology annotation, cellular component: zeta DNA polymerase complex. Bases 234 to 926 code for a protein of 230 amino acids. The transcript is spliced from 8 exons. NCBI's taxonomy places the organism in Eukaryota, Metazoa, Chordata, Actinopteri, Cypriniformes, Cyprinidae. The record is from RefSeq and is a predicted model, not a curated record.